ACGACCAUAUUUCGUUCGUGGCUGGUCCGUUCAUUCCAUUCAGCAAAACCAGCAGCGUGUUAUUCCUUGCAUACUCUUAAAAUCAGGAUGAUUGACGCAGUCGUGAACAAGCCAAACCGAAUCCUAGAGAGGCAGCAGGUGAUCCAGCACUCCCACAAGCCUGUUUACUACCGCCUGCCACGUUCGCGGCUGUAUCUUGGCACCUACUACAGCUUGUUCACCCUCGGCAUGUUUGGCACGACAUACGGCAUCUACUCUCUCGCAUUUGGCAAGCCCGCUGCUAACGAGUAAACCUAGAGAUUGCAAUGACAAGUUGAUUUUUUUCUAAUACGCUCACUCUGUGAGAUUGCCUGGGGCUGCAAUGCAUUCGAUAGAGCGAGGAAUGUUCGUGUAGGCUGGUCUCUGAGGUUAUACAUUUUACUACAGCACUUUGUCCUCUGCAUAUCUAUUUCAUCCGCUUAUCACCACGAUUCUUGAGUCUU
Messenger RNA from Serpula lacrymans var. lacrymans S7.9, 482 nucleotides. RefSeq lists its product as uncharacterized. Lineage: Eukaryota; Fungi; Basidiomycota; Agaricomycetes; Boletales; Serpulaceae. The record is from RefSeq and is a predicted model, not a curated record. The transcript has 5 exons. Bases 88 to 291 code for a protein of 67 amino acids.